CGGAUGGAAGGAUGGAUAGAUGGAUGGAUGGACAGACGGACGGAUGGAUGGACGGAUGGAUGGAUGGAUGGAUGGACGGAUGCACGGAUGGAUGGAUGGAUGGAUGGAUAGAUGGAUGGACGGAUGGACGGAUGGAUGGAUGGACGGACAGACGAACGGACGGAUGGACGCACAGACGAACUGACGGAUGGAUGGAGGGACGGAGGGAUGAAGGGAUGGAGGGAUAGACGGAUGGACGGAUGGACGGAUGGACGGAUGGACGGAUGGAGGGAUGGAUGGACGGACGGACGAACGGACGAACAGACGGACGGACGGACGGACGGACGGAUGGACGGACGGAGGGACGGACUGAUGUAUGGACGGACGAAUGGAUGGACGGAAGGAUGGAUGGAUGGAUGGAUGAAUGGAUGGAUGGAUGCAUGGAUGGAUAGAUCGAUCCAUGGAUGGAUCCAUGGAUGGAUGGAUGGAUGGAUGGAUCCAUGGAUGGAUGGAUGGAUGGAUGGAUCCAUGGAUGGAUGGAUAGAUGGAUGGAUGGAUGAUGGAUGGAUGGAUGGAUGGACGGACGGAUGGACGGACGGACGGAUGGAUGGAUGGACGGAUGGAUGGAUGGACGGAUGGAUGGAUGGACGGAUGGACGAAUGGAUGGACGGACGGAUGGACGAAUGGAUGGACGGAUGGACGGACGAAUGGAGGGAUGGACGGGCGGAUGGACGGAUGGAUGGAUGGAUGGACGGAUGGAUGAACGGAUCCAUAGAUGGACGGACGGAUCCAUGGAUAAAUGGACGGAUCUAUGGAUUGACGGAUUUAUCGAUGCAUGGACGGAUCCAUGGAUGGGUGGACGGAUCCAUGGAUGGACGGAUCCAUGGAUGGAUCCAUGGAUGGACAGAUGGACGGACGGAUGGACGAACGGACGGAUGGACGGACGGACGGAUGGAUGGAUGGACUGUACGGAUGGACGGACGGACAAACGGACGGACAGACGGACGGACUGACAAACAAACGGAGGGAUGGACGAAUGGAGGGAUGGAUGGACGGAGGGAUCUACGGACGGACGGACGGACGGACGAACAGACGGACGAACAGCCGGACGGCCGGCCGGACGGACGUACGGAUGGAGGGACGGAUGGAUGGAGGGACGGAUUGAUUGAUGGAUGGAUGGAUGGAUGGAUGGAUGGAUGGAUGGACGGAUGGAUGGAGGGAUGGAGGGACGGACGGAGGGACGGAUGGACGGAUGGAUGGACAAAUGGACGGACGGAUGGACGGACGGACAGCCGGAUGGACGGACGGACGGAUGUACGGAUGGACGGAUGGACGGACGAACAGAUGGACGGACGGACGGAUGGAUGGAGGGAUGGACAGACCGAUGGACGGACGGACGGAUGGAUGCAUGGAUGGACGGAUGGAUGGACGUACAGAUGGAUGGACGGACAGAUGGAUGGACGGAUGGACGGAUGGACGGAUGGAUGGAAGGAUGGACGGAUGGAUGGACGGAUGGAUAGACAGAUGGAUGAACGGAUGGAGGAUGGAGUGACGCACGGAUGGAUGGACGGACGACCGGAUGGAUGGACGGAUGGAUGGAGGGACGCACGGAUGGAGGGACGGACGGAUGGACGGGCGCACGGAUGGAUGCAGGUCCGGAUGGAUGGAUGGAUCCACGGAUGAAUGGAUGGAUCCACGGAUGGAGGGACGGACGGAUGGAGGGACGCACGGACGGAUGCACGCACGGAUG
Molecule: messenger RNA, 1729 nt
Organism: Chara braunii
Lineage: Eukaryota; Viridiplantae; Streptophyta; Charophyceae; Charales; Characeae
Source: the annotation of a GenBank genome assembly